AUGUCGUCGACCUCGUCGGGCGAAAAUGCCCAGCCGCUGCGUGGCCGCACGCUGUCUCGCGCCAAAAAGGGCACAGACGGCCCCCGCGUGAAGGAGAAUAACAUCGGCGCCGGUAUCAUAGGAGGCAACGAGGCCGCCGUUGAUUCUGCUGACGUUGAGCGCGAGUUCAAUGUGACGCCCCGAGAUCGCCAGGAGGCACAGGAGACCGCAGACCGCAUGACCCUGGACGAAGUGAAAGAACUCUUGACGCAAGUUCUCAAGAUCCACGGAAGCGACCCUAACUUUCCGUACAAGAUCCUCGACAAGAUUGAGGAGUUUCUUGAGAACCGCGACGUGUUUGAUCGCCCCCAUCGUCAUGUCCAACUCAUCAACGAGAUGAAGCUCGAGGCUGCCUUGAUCACCAACAACAGCCCGUAUGCAGAGGUCCGCUGCGUGGUUGAGAAUUACGACGAUCCGUCGAUCCCGAGCUCGACUAUCCGUGCCUGGAUCAUUGGUCUUUUCUUCUCCUGUGUCCUUGCUUUUGUAAACCAACUCUUCUCGAUCCGCCAGCCCCCCAUCGCGAUCGGAGCCAACGUGGCCCAGCUGUGUGCUUACCCCAUGGGCAAGUUCCUGGAGCGUAUCCUGCCCGACUGGGGCGUUACUCUUUGGGGCGUUCGUCACUCCUUGAACCCUGGCCGCUUUUCCAAGAAGGAGCACAUGUUGAUUACCAUCAUGGCCACCGUCGCUAGCAACGUUCCCUACACCAACAACAUCAUCUGGAUCCAGUAUCUGCCGCAGUUCUUCAAUCAGUCCUACGCCGGUCGGUUCAGCUACCAGAUCCUCGUUGCCCUCUCGACCAACCUGAUCGGCUACGGAAUGGCCGGCCUCACGCGCCGUUUCCUGGUCUACCCUGCAUACUGCGUCUGGCCGUCAUCGUUGGUGACGAUUGCCCUGAACACGGCCUUUCACAACGACAUGAACUAUUCCGUCUAUGGACCAGGCAGCGUCAGCUACUUCAUGUCGCGCUACAAGUUCUUCAUGUGCGCCGCUGGAGCCAUGUUUGUGUGGUUUUGGUUCCCAAACUACAUCUUUACGGCGCUGACCGCGUUCAGCUGGCUCACGUGGAUCGCGCCCAACAACGUGAACCUCGCGGCAAUGACUGGUUUCUACAGCGGUCUGGGCAUCAAUCCGUGGCCGACCUUUGACUGGAACGUUCUCUCGUUUGAUGGCGAUGACCCGCUCAUGCUUCCCUUCUUCGCGACGUUGAACAAGGUACUCGGGAUGGUUGUCUCAUGCCUGGUCAUUAUUGGCAUGUGGUACAGCAAUGCCUACUUCACCUCGUAUCUCCCCAUCAAUACCAACCAUGUCUAUGACAACACUGGGGCGCCGUACCAGGUAUCGAAGGCUCUCGACGACAAAGGGCUGUACGAUGCGGCAAAGUACGGGCAAUACUCUCCUGCCUACCUCUCCGCUGGAACCUUGACAGUUUACUUCUUCUUCUUUGCUGUGUAUCCGGCAUCCAUCGCGUACGUCUUUCUUCACCACCGAUAUGAGCUCAUAUCAGGAUUCAAGAACCUCAUCGGCUCCUUCCGCAAGAGCAAGAAAAGCUCCGGUGCCGCCAGAUUCACCGAUGUGCACGCCCGCUUGAUGUCGAGAUACACCGAAGUCCCCGAGUGGUGGUAUUUGCUCGUCCUGGCCGCCGCGAUUGGUUUUGGCAUCGGCGGCAUUGUCGGAUGGGAGACAUACACAACACCGGGCGUCGUUUUCUACGGCAUCGUUCUGUGCAUCAUCUUUGUUAUUCCCCUCGGCAUCAUCAGGGCUAUAACUGGAAUCGAGGUUGCCCUCAAUGUCCUCGCCGAGUUCAUCGGCGGCACGUUUUCGAAUGGCAACGCACUGGCAAUGAACUACUUCAAGUGCUUCGGGUACGUUACGUGCUCCAAUGCCACUUCGUUCGCCAACGACCUGAAGCUCGCCCACUACAUCAAAAUCCCGCCUCGCCAGACCUUCAUGGCGCAGGUCAUCCCGACACUCAUCUCGACCUUCAUCUGCGUCACCGUUCUCAACUUCCAAAUGACCCAGAUCCCCCACGUUUGCACCAAGGAUGCCCCAAACAACAUGUCGUGCCCAGGUAUCAACACGUUUUUCAUGGCGUCGGUUCUGUGGGGAACAAUCGGCCCCAGGAAGAUGUUCGGCCACAACGGCCAGUACACAGUCCUGAUGGCUGGCUGGGCGCUGGGUGUCGUGUUUCCCGUCGCGUUCUGGUUCGUGCGGCGCCGGUUCAAGUCGCACAAGUGGCUGCGCCAGGUCCACCCUGUCGUCCUGUUCUACGGCGCUUUGAACUGGUCCCCGUACAACCUGUCUUGGAUGCUCCCGUCGCUGCCCAUCGCCUACCUGUCGUGGAUGUGGUGCAAGUACCGGUAUCUCGAGUUCUGGGCCAAGUACAACUUUGUUCUCUCGGCCGCCUUCUCGGUGGGCAUCUCGUUGGCAGCCGUUGUCAUGUUCUUCACUGUGGAGUGGUUCGAGGUCGAUAUCAACUGGUGGGGAAACACGGUCGCCUAUCAAGGCUGCGAGGCAGACCCUUGCCCCCUCAAGGUGCUCGGCGACGACGAGGCCUAUUUCGGGCCUGGCCAGUGGCUGACAUAAGCGGUGAUGGGGAAUGUGGAUUCUACGUGGAGAAUAAUGGUGAUAGGCCACUCUUGUU
Molecule: messenger RNA, 2680 nt
Organism: Lasiosphaeria miniovina
Lineage: Eukaryota; Fungi; Ascomycota; Sordariomycetes; Sordariales; Lasiosphaeriaceae
Product: OPT oligopeptide transporter protein-domain-containing protein
Exons: 7
Coding region: 1-2622 (873 amino acids)
Biological process (GO): transmembrane transport
Cellular component (GO): plasma membrane
Molecular function (GO): oligopeptide transmembrane transporter activity
Source: RefSeq, a predicted model, not a curated record